This is a messenger RNA of Austrofundulus limnaeus, 2080 nucleotides long. RefSeq names its product DnaJ (Hsp40) homolog, subfamily C, member 2 (gene dnajc2). Lineage: Eukaryota; Metazoa; Chordata; Actinopteri; Cyprinodontiformes; Rivulidae. The coding region runs from base 137 to 1984 and encodes 615 amino acids. Gene Ontology annotation, biological process: 'de novo' cotranslational protein folding; regulation of translational fidelity. Gene Ontology annotation, molecular function: ribosome binding; Hsp70 protein binding. The record is from RefSeq and is a predicted model, not a curated record. The transcript has 16 exons. Gene Ontology annotation, cellular component: cytosol.
AUUGGCACUGGUACCAGGAGGCCCAUGUGGAGUGUCAAUGAGUGAGCCACGAACCUCGGCGCUUUAGAAAGCUUUGGGGGAUUCACAACUUGAUCAUUUUUGCCCUGCGGAUGUUCACAAGUCUAGUUUGUCCAAUAUGCUGCUAGAAGCAAAGAACGGUGAAGAGACGGUCGUGUAUAAAGCGGCUGCCGCAUCUGUACAGGUUCUGGUGGAGCCCGUUGGUCGUUGGUUUGAGGCAUACAUUCGGAGGAGAAACAGGAACCUGUCAGCCUCUUUUCAAGAGCUAGAAGAGGAAGAGGAGUCCUCAGAAGAUGAGGAGGAUGAGGAGUUCCAGCUUGAGGAGCACCCAAUGCUUAGAACACUUGAUCCAAAAGAUUGGAAGAAUCAGGAUCACUAUGCUGUCCUUGGGCUCCCACACUUGCGAUACAAAGCAACACAAAGACAAAUCAAAGCUGCUCACAAAGUGAUUGUAUUGAAGCACCAUCCUGACAAAAGGAAAGCUGCAGGUGAACAGAUUGCUGAAGGAGACAAUGACUACUUUACCUGUAUAACUAAAGCUAUUGAAAUCCUGUCUGACCCUGUGAAGAGGAGAGCCUUUGACAGUGUUGACCCCACCUUUGACAACACUGUGCCUUCUAAAGGUGAAGGCAAAGAAAAAUUUUUUGAGGUCUUUUCUCCCGUUUUUGAGAGAAAUGCUCGGUGGUCUUCCAAAAAAACUGUGCCCAGUCUGGGAACCCCUGACUCAUCGUUUGAAGAGGUGGACAGUUUUUACACUUUUUGGUACAACUUUGAUUCAUGGAGGGAAUUUUCUUACUUAGAUGAAGAGGAAAAGGAAAAGGCUGAAUGUCGAGAUGAAAGGAGAUGGAUUGAAAAGCAGAAUCGAGCUUCCAGAGCUCAGAGAAAAAAGGAGGAGAUGAACAGAAUCCGCACACUAGUUGAUACGGCGUACAGUUGUGACCCAAGAAUAAAGAAAUUCAAAGAAGAAGAAAAAGCGAGGAAAGAGUCUGAGAAGAAAGCAAAAGCUGAAGCCAAGAAAAGAGAGCAGGAAGAGAAGGAGAAAGCACGGCAGGCGGAGCUGGAGGUGGUCCGCUUGGCGAAGGAGAAGGAGGAGGAGGAGGCCAGGCAGGCAGCCCAGCAGGCGAAGAAGGAGAAGGAAAUCCAAAAGAAAGCCUUCAAGAAGGAGAGGCAGAAACUGAGGAGCACCUGCAAGAACUGGAAUUAUUUUGCUGACAAUGAAGUUGACAGUGUGAAAAUGAUGGAAGAAGUAGAGAAACUUUGCGAUCGACUGGAACUAACAAGUCUGCAGUCUCUGAAUGAAAUCCUGGCCUCAGGCUCAAAAGAAGAGAGCAAGGCAGCAGUUGAGAAGCAGGUAGAGGAGGUGAACAUCCAGCUGCAGAAGGAGAAGGAGAGCGAGGCCCAGGCCAGGCAGGCAGCUCGCAGCGCUGAGCAGGCCAGUGGAGGAGGAGGCGGAGGGAAGGGUUGGAAUGAGGAGGACCUCCAGCUGCUCAUCAAAGCUGUUAAUCUUUUUCCUGCUGGAACCAAUGCCAGAUGGGAGGUAAUAGCCAACUACAUGAACUUGCACUCCACCAGUGGUAUGAAGAGAACAGCCAAAGAUGUCAUCAAUAAAGCCAAGAACCUUCAAAAACUCGAUCCUCUUCAGAAAGAUGAGAUAAACAGGAAAGCUUUUGAGAAGUUCAAAAAGGAGCACACGUCAGUCCCACCGUCCAUAGAUAAAGCCACGCCCUCUGAAAGAUUCGAUGGUAGUGAAGGUAAUGCAGCCCCCUGGACCACAGAGGAACAGAAACUUCUGGAACAGGCCUUGAAGACCUACCCAGUGAGCACACCUGAACGGUGGGAAAAGAUCGCUGCUACAGUUCCUGGACGAAGUAAGAAGGACUGUAUGAAGAGGUACAAGGAACUGGUGGAGAUGGUUAAAGCCAAGAAAGCUGCUCUGGAACAAGUGGAAGCCAAGAAUAAAAAAUGACAAGAACCACAAGUGAUGAUAGAAUCUGUCAUUUUAACAUUAUUGUUAUUCUUUAUUUUCUAAUAAAAAAAGAAAUAACUAAAACACAAGACAUAA